Messenger RNA from Geodia barretti, 1470 nucleotides. NCBI's taxonomy places the organism in Eukaryota, Metazoa, Porifera, Demospongiae, Tetractinellida, Geodiidae. The record is from the annotation of a GenBank genome assembly.
AUGCAACUUGGGCUGUUCAACAUGCCGCUGCACCCGCCGGGUCGCCUGCACGCGGAUACCUACGAUGAAGACUUGGAGUUGAUGGCGUACGCCGACGAACUCGGGUAUUCGGAGGCAUGGAUCGGCGAGCACUUCACCACUGAGUGGGAGAACAUGCCGGCUCCCGACCUAUUCAUCGCCCGGGCUUUGGGAGUGACGAAAAACCUGGUGAUGGGCACCGGCGUGUCCCUCCUGGCGUUUCACGACCCGAUCAUGAUCGCCCACCGCAUGGCGAUGCUCGAUCACCUGGCGCGCGGCCGUUUCUUUUUCGGCAUCGGGUCGGGCGGAGUUCCAACGGACUCCGAGAUGUUCGGAAUGGAUCGGCAGUCCGGCCAGCAGCGGGACCGGAUGCGGGAAGCGGCCAACGUCAUCCUCAAGAUGUGGACGACAGACAACCCAGCUGAUUUUUGCCACGACGGGGAGUAUUACACCGUCCGACUGCCGGAAGCCCGACCGGAGAUGGGGUUGGCCUACCACAUGCGGCCGUACCAAAAGCCGCACCCGCCAAUCGCGGUGGCGGGGAGCAGCCCGUCAUCACCGACACUGGAAGUCGCCGGCGAAAUGGGUUGGUGGCCGAUGAGCACGCUGUUUCUGCACGCUUCGCAUCUCCCCAACCACUGGAUUUCCUAUUCCAAGGGAGCGAAGGCCGCGGGACGGGAGGUAUCGCGGAGCCAAUGGCGGAUUGCCCGGGAGGUCUACGUUGGAGAGACCACCGAGCAGGCGGUGGCCGACGUGAUGAACGGCCCGCCGGCGCGGACAUUCGACCAGUAUUUCGUGCCGUUGCUGGGAUACGGGCAGCGCGGUUUGGACGGCAUCAAAACCAGCCCAGAUCUUCCCAACUCGGCGCUCACCGCCCGAUACAUGCUGGAGAACUUCUGGAUCGUGGGUGACCCGGACGAAUGCGCGAGGCAAAUACGCGAACUGCACGACCACACGGGAGGGUUCGGCAAUCUGCUGAUGCUUUGCCACGACUGGGGCGCGCAAGGGCGAAAGGGCUGCGUUCGCUUCAGAUGCUGGCAACCGAGGUGCUCCCGCAGUUGGCCGACCUUAAUCCCGACUACUGAAACGACGCGACCGUUAUCGCCACCACAAGGAGGCAAUAUGUUCAUCGCCACCAACCGCAUUAAGGUCAAGACCGGCUUCGGCGACACCCUGGCAGAGAUGUUCAAGGCUCGGGGCGCCGUUCAAGACCAUUCCGGCUUCAUCAGCUUUGAGCUGUGGAAGAUGCACAAGACACCGGACCACGAGGACUUCCUGGUGGUAACCCAUUGGGAAACGGAAGAGGAUCACCAUACCUGGACGCGGAGCGACGGGUUUCGGUCCGCCCACGCCGGUGGGCCGCCCGAUUUUCUGCUUGGUCCCGGCGAAUUCCACACUUACGAAGUGGUGCACAGACUAGAAGCUUCGGGAGCGGCAGCGGCCGCAGACUAG